Molecule: messenger RNA, 1191 nt
Organism: Vicia villosa (hairy vetch)
Lineage: Eukaryota; Viridiplantae; Streptophyta; Magnoliopsida; Fabales; Fabaceae
Exons: 2
Coding region: 596-1033 (145 amino acids)
Molecular function (GO): nucleic acid binding; RNA-DNA hybrid ribonuclease activity
Source: RefSeq, a predicted model, not a curated record
GGGAGGGGAGGGGAGCAAAAUCCCUCCAAAUCACACAUUUUGCGUUCCCCCGAAUCGGGGGACUCGGAGGGGAGGGGAGGGGAGGGAAUGUGACUGUUGAUAUUUAACAAAUUAAUAUAUUUACUAAAAUACCCUCAAUUUUAUUUUAUUAUUUCAAAAUUAUUAUUUUCUUUCGUCUGCUUUUUUUCUUUCUCUAUUGCUUAUAUCAAUUUAUUAUAAUUAUUUUUUACUUUUAAUAUUAUGUGGUAAGUUAUAAAUUUUUAAUCAUUAAAGAUUACAAAUAUUAUUUUCAAAAAAUUAUUUAUGAAAUUUUCAACUUUGAAUAUCAUAUCAGUUAUAUAAAAUCAUAAGGAUAAAAACGUAAACUAUUAAUAAAACUCCUCCCCUCCCCUCCCCCUCAUUUGAACCAAACAGACCCUAAGAGUACUCCAAAAUUAUAGAGUAUUUAAAAUAUUUUUUUUUAAGCCGUAAAUCAUAACACAGCUAUAUUAAAUCAAUAUUAACCCUAAUAAUUAAUAUCUUUGAUUCUCGUUUUACAUUGCAGUUCCUAAUUGUACUACGUCAGAAGAAUGCUUAAUUAGUCAAUGUUACUUUCAUGCAACCCCUUUAUGUUAUGUGGGUCGAUGUUUUUGCAUUUACUAUUAGAGACGAACUCGGUAAUUUCAUUGGAGCUGGAGUGGCAUGGGAUCCAGGUAAUCUUUCUGUUCUUGAAGCGGAAGUUUUAGCCCUCAAAGAAGCUAUCCAAGGUGUUAUUCCGUUAAAUAUUGAUCGGGUUAUUUUCGAAAGUGAUUCCCUUCAAGUGGUGCAAGCUUUUCACUCUGUUACCGUAGGAUUUUCAGAGUUUUAUACUAUAAUAAGAGAUAUUCAGUUCUUAUUACAAAAUUUCCCCAACUUUGAGGUAAAGUUUGUCAAACGUCAAGCAAAUAUGGUUGCUCACUCGUUACCGAAGACGGCCAAUUCUUGGGUUAGGCGUAGUAUUAUGAAUGUAAUUCUUCCUUGUAUUGAACUUUUGAUUAUGAAUGAAAAAAGUUAGUUUUGCUUUGGUAAAAAAAAAAAACAAUAAUUUUUUUUUAUGUCCUCCUUCCAGAAAUAUUAACUAUUUACAUUUUAGUAGAUAGAAAUUUAAUUGAGGAUAUAUUAAUUGUUGUGUUAUCUUUGACAUAAAAAAAUUAAAUGCAGUUAAUUAUUAUU